UUAAGGGGUACUGAUGAAGCUGUGGAGAUACAUUGAGGUUUGGAGUAAUCGAACUGAGCAGGCAUGGGGGGACCAUAAAUUAUUAUGAGGAUCGUUGCGCAAGCGCAAUAUACGCUAUCGGCCUACACGUCACGUAACCAACAGGCUCAAAUAAAUAUGACGACGCUGUCAACACGGAUCUCUGUACUCGAAUAGAGAUAGAUGAUCAAAUAUAGCAAAUCGAUUGGCUACAACGGAGGCAUUGGGCGAAACUGUUGCUGUCAGGUGCAGGCAGGGGAUUUUUUUCCGUUGUGCACUACCUUUGGGGGCUUCAGUGCAGAUUUAUAAACUUGCCGGGAGACGUAGGAAACCAACAUUGCAAUGCCGCUGCUUUUCUUAGAGAGGUUUCCGUGGCCAAGCCUCCAGACUUACACGGCGUUGAGUCUGGCUCUGCUGGCUGGCAGCAUCUUCAGCGCCUACAACACAGUCACUGAUCAAGGUUUUGGGGGCUUGGAGACAGACGAACCCCAUAGCCCCGCCGCGUCUGAGUUGGAGAGUGAAGACACGGACAAUGAUAUAGAAGGCUCCAAACUGGCAAGCACUGUGCUGUGGUAUCUAGUCAUGGACAGCUUCUUUGUAUGGGUGUUGGUGAACACAUUUUGCUGCUCACUGAUGCUAAUUGCAAAGAUGAUCCAAUGUGUGGUGUUUGGGCCCUUGAGGGUCAGCGAGAAGCAGCACCUGAAGGAUAAGUUCUGGAACUUCGUCUUCUACAAAUUCAUCUUCAUCUUCGGAGUGCUCAAUGUGCAGACGGUUGAGGAGGUGGUCAUGUGGUGCCUCUGGUUCUCUGCCCUGGUCUUCCUCCAUCUCAUGGUCCAGCUCUGCAAAGACCGCUUUGAAUACCUGUCCUUCUCCCCUACCACGCCCAUGAACAGCCACGUGCAGGUGCUGUCCCUGCUGGUGUCCCUGCUGCUCGGCUGCUGUGGCUUGGCCGUGGUCUGUGGCCUUCUGGGGGCCACACACGGCAUGCACACUCUCUCCUUCAUGGCUGCAGAGUGUCUUCUGGUGACCGUGCGCACCGGUCAUGUCAUCAUGAGAUACUCCAUCCACCUGUGGGACCUCAACCACCCUGGGACCUGGGAGAGCAAGGGGACGUACGUGUACUACACAGACUUCAUCAUGGAACUGGCCAUGCUCUUCCUGGACCUAAUGCAUCACAUCCACAUGCUGCUGUUUGGGAACAUCUGGCUCUCCAUGGCCAGUCUGGUCAUCUUCAUGCAGCUGCGCUACCUCUUCCACGAGGUGCAGCGCCGCAUCCGCCGCCACAAGAACUACCUGCGCGUCAUCGACAACAUGGAGGCCAGGUUUGCAGUGGCUACUGAGGAGGAGCUGGCGGUCAACAACGACGACUGCGCCAUCUGCUGGGACGCCAUGGUGACGGCACGCAAGCUGCCCUGCGGACAUCUGUUUCACAACUCCUGCCUGCGCUCCUGGCUGGAGCAGGACACCUCGUGCCCCACCUGCCGCAUGUCUCUGAACAUCUACGGAGACGGGCCCCCGGCAGGCACCCCGCAGCAGCCCCCAGCGGCCGCCCUGGGGGCCAACAUGGGCCCGGGGGCCCCGCCGCCCGAGGCCAGACCGCACGUCAACCAGCACAACCACUUCUUCCACUUUGACGGCUCCCGCAUCGCCAGCUGGCUGCCCAGCUUCUCUGUCGAAGUGAUGCACACCACCAACAUCUUGGGCAUCGCCCAGGCCAACAACUCCCAGCUCAACGCCAUGGCCCACCAGAUCCAGGAGAUGUUUCCCCAGGUGCCGUUCCACCUGGUGCUGCAGGACCUGCAGCUGAGCCGCUCCGUGGAGCUGACCACUGACAACAUACUGGAGGGCCGCAUCGUGGUGCCUUUCCCCACACAGGCUGCAGAGCGGGCCCCUUCCCAGGCAAACACGAGCUCAGAGGACCAGCCGGGGCCCAGCGGGGCGCCUGAGCCAGCGGCCCCUGAGCCAGACAACAUGGAGAUCCGCGGCAGCCGCUUCUCCAAGUCUGCAGACGAGAGGCAGUUGAUGCUGAAGCAGAGGAAGGAGGAGUUGUUGCAGCAAGCACGCAGGAGGUUUCAAAAGAAGGGUCCCGAGGUGCAGGACGAGGAGCUCCCCCGUCUGGAGGACCUCGUCGCCAGCGUGGUGUCCGACCCGCUCGCCUUGCGUCGCAGGACCAUGGCGGCGGCGGCGGCCGAGAGACGCAUGCAGACCCACCAGGACCCCGCGCCGUGAGG
This is a messenger RNA of Gadus chalcogrammus (walleye pollock), 2249 nucleotides long. It is a transcript of the gene amfra, whose product is annotated as autocrine motility factor receptor a. Gene Ontology annotation, biological process: endoplasmic reticulum unfolded protein response; ubiquitin-dependent protein catabolic process; protein K48-linked ubiquitination. Gene Ontology annotation, cellular component: endoplasmic reticulum; cytosol; ubiquitin ligase complex. NCBI's taxonomy places the organism in Eukaryota, Metazoa, Chordata, Actinopteri, Gadiformes, Gadidae. The transcript has 14 exons. Bases 361 to 2247 code for a protein of 628 amino acids. Gene Ontology annotation, molecular function: ubiquitin protein ligase activity; ubiquitin binding. The record is from RefSeq and is a predicted model, not a curated record.